GGCACUUGUGUGAACGUUGGCUGCAUUCCUAAAAAGCUUAUGCAUCAAGCAGCUCUUUUAGGGAGUGCUCUGAAAGAUUCCCAACAUUAUGGCUGGAAUAUAUCCCACCCUGUUCACCAUGACUGGUCUGUGAUGGCUGAAGCCAUUCAAAAUUAUGUCAAAUCCUUGAACUGGGGACACAGAGUGCAGCUACAGGACAAAAAAGUGAAGUAUUUCAACCUCACAGGCAGUUUGAUGGAUGCACACACAGUCCGUGGUUUGACAAAUGCAGGUAAAGAGAUUAUCAUUACUGCAGAAAACAUCGUCAUUGCCACUGGAGGGAGGCCAAAAUAUCCUGCACAUAUUGCAGGUGCAUUGGAAUAUGGAAUUACAAGUGAUGAUAUAUUCUGGUUGAAAGAAUCUCCUGGAAAAACGUUGGUGGUUGGAGCCAGCUAUGUGUCCCUUGAGUGUGCCGGUUUUCUCACAGGCAUUGGACAGGAUACCACGGUCAUGGUCAGAAGUAUCCCACUUCGAGGGUUUGAUCAGCAAAUGUCCUUCUUAGUAACCGAUUACAUGGAAUCGUGUGGUACAAGAUUUUUAAAGAAAUGCACCCCAAGUAAAGUUGAAAAGCUGAAGAGCGGCAAACUGCAAGUUACCUGGAAAUAUACUGACUCAGGCGAAGAAGAAAUGGAUGACUUUGACACAGUGAUGUGGGCAGUAGGCCGAGCACCUGACACUAAAACUCUGAAUUUGGAGACAAUUGGGGUGAAAAUUAACUCUGAAACUGGAAAGAUCAUUGUUGAUGCCAGCGAAGCUACUUCUGUUCCUCACAUUUAUGCAAUUGGAGACAUAACAGAGGGGCGCCCUGAACUGACCCCUACGGCGAUAGCUGCAGGAAAGCUGCUGGCUCAACGUCUGUUUGGCCAGUCUUCAGAACUGAUGGAUUAUGACAAUGUACCCACUACAGUUUUCACUCCUCUGGAAUACGGUUGUGUAGGACUGUCAGAAGAAAAGGCAGUGGAACAUUAUGGACUGGAUAACAUAGAGGUAUACCAUGCAUAUUAUAAACCUUUGGAAUUUACAGUGGCUGAAAGAGAUGCAGCUCAGUGUUACAUAAAAAUGGUAUGCCUGCGGAAAAAAGAGCAGCGGAUCCUUGGCCUUCAUUUCAUUGGACCAAAUGCAGGUGAAGUGAUUCAAGGAUUUGCUCUUGGAAUAAACAUAAAUGAAAAGCAGAAAGGACCAAGGCAGCAGGACCACAAGUAUCAUGUGAGGAAUAUCUUGGAAAUCGUUGACUGCCGUAUACCCCAAAUGUGGGGCUACGUAUGCGCAGAUGAUGAAGACAGUUGGCAUUCACCCUACCUGUGCUGA
Emys orbicularis (European pond turtle) is the source of this 1347-nucleotide messenger RNA. It is a transcript of the gene TXNRD2, whose product is annotated as thioredoxin reductase 2. NCBI's taxonomy places the organism in Eukaryota, Metazoa, Chordata, Testudines, Emydidae. Gene Ontology annotation, biological process: cell redox homeostasis; glutathione metabolic process; cellular response to oxidative stress. Gene Ontology annotation, molecular function: flavin adenine dinucleotide binding; thioredoxin-disulfide reductase (NADPH) activity; glutathione-disulfide reductase (NADPH) activity. Gene Ontology annotation, cellular component: mitochondrion; cytosol. Bases 40 to 1347 code for a protein of 435 amino acids. The transcript is spliced from 15 exons. The record is from RefSeq and is a predicted model, not a curated record.